Molecule: messenger RNA, 1890 nt
Organism: Gasterosteus aculeatus aculeatus (three-spined stickleback)
Lineage: Eukaryota; Metazoa; Chordata; Actinopteri; Perciformes; Gasterosteidae
Source: RefSeq, a predicted model, not a curated record
GUUGCAAAAUCCGUAAAACAUGACAUUUAACCAGUCGUAUCAAAUCAAAUCAAAUGUUUAAAAAUGCUUUUUAAGGAGUCCAAAUAACACCUGCUGUGUAUGAAGAAAACGGGUAGAAACACUGCUAUGGUAACAUGAAACACGUGUUGACGUUGCAUUCUUUGUGUGUCCAUCAGCUAGUGGGGGCGGCCGGUGCUCCAGUCAUGACCUCUGGGAACGGGAACACUAACAGCAGCCGACACGAUGGAGAGAGCAAACCGGCCCAGGCCCCAGUGGAGUCCCACAUCCUCACCCAUCUGAUAGAGGGCUUCGUGAUCCAGGAGGGGGCGGAGCCUUUCCCCGUGGAACGUCCAUCUUUUUCCAUCGAUAUCCUCAGGAGACCCACGGCGGACUCCAAGAUGGAGGGCCUCCCAGCAAAGGAGCCAAAGGCCCAGAAGGAGCCCAUGCUGACCUGUGAGCUGUGUGGGAAGGUGGACUUUGCCUACGUCUUCAAAAGGUCCAAGAGGUUCUGUUCCACAGUGUGCGCCAAACGCUACAAUGUGGGAUGCACAAAGAGAAUGGGCCUCUUCCCGAACCGCCAGAGCACCUUGGAGAGCGUGAAGAAACACCGAGCGCCGAGUGGACACCUCAGAAACGGCUGUCUGGAGCCUAAGAAGAAGAAGCCGGCUGCGGCUCCGCCCCCCGGCCACUCGGCCUAUCCUGCUCAGGGGGAGUCCAGCCAGUGUUCGGACUUGUCCGGCUACGGAAGACCCCCGUCCCCCCCGUCGGCCUCCCAGCCCCGCGGCUUCCUGCCCGGGGACCCCGGCCAGUGGAACAUCCAGGACGUCUACGGGUUCAUCUCCGCUCUGCCAGGUUGCCUGGAGAUCGCCGAGGAGUUCCGCUGUCAGGAGAUCGAUGGACAGGCCCUGCUGCUGCUCAACGAGGACCAUCUCAUGGGGGCCAUGAACAUCAAACUGGGCCCUGCACUCAAGAUCUUUGCUCAGAUUAGCACACUGAAGGACUCGUAGCACAUCUCCACACACACACACACACACACACACACACACACACUAAUGUGUUGACGGCCGUGUGGGUGGAAAAUAGCACUACUUUCCUCCUGCCGUUACUAAGCAACCAAGACUUGGGCUGAAAUGAAGAUUUAGAGUAACUUGUUUGGGGACAAUUUCUCUGACCGUUUUAACCAGAUGUUGGGACGUCCUUCAACAACGAUGGUCCAAAUGGAGGAAACCAGCCGUGUGGUUGCAAAGAGUCUUCCGCCCAGCAGAGGAGCGCUGAGCCGCCGCCGCCGCCCUCUGACGGCUCGCGCCUGGGUUUUGACUUGCGUUGACGCUUUUGUUGUCUAGGUUGCUCUGAUCUGCCACAGAGACCCGUGUUCAUCCAUAAGCUGCCUCUCCGACUGAGUGUAGAAGUUUGUUUUAAUGAGGCACGGAAUUAAAUUCCAAGUAUAUUAUGAAUAUAGUAAAUAAACAGUUGAAACCAAUAAGGAACCCGUCUAGCAGCAUCGAUGCGUCUGUAGUGACGUUUAUUUGCGUUGCGUAGUUUGAGGGUCCUGGAUCAGGACUCUAGGAUGAGUCCUGACGAAGCGGAGGGAGCAUUGAAUGUCAGAGCGCUCAGCCUUGAUAUUCAAUCAAUUAUAACAGUUUAAGAAGCAUUUCAAAACUUGAUUGACUCAAUAAGCCGUUUGUUUCUGGUGUGUGUGUCACUGUGGGAAUGUGUAGCGGUUUUAAUUGCACACACACCUCAGAAGGAGCACGAGUGCUGACGUGCAUCCUUUUCAGACUGAAUGUUUUUCAUGGAAAAUCACAUCCUGUUGAGCGACUUUCCUUCGUCCUCAUUCAGCCUUCACACAGUAAUAAACUAUUUCAUUGAUGAAUAAUAAGCAAAUUCAAA